Molecule: messenger RNA, 1008 nt
Organism: Stegodyphus dumicola
Lineage: Eukaryota; Metazoa; Arthropoda; Arachnida; Araneae; Eresidae
Source: RefSeq, a predicted model, not a curated record
AUGUUAACAUUAUUGCAUGAAGCUCACUGUGGGAUUGAAAAAUCAAAAGCUAGGGCUCGACAAGUACUAUUUUGGCCAGGAAUCAACAGUGACAUUGAGAAUAUGAUUUCUAAAUGCCUAAUUUGUGAUAGGUUCAGGCCUCAAACAGUAAAAGAACCUCUUGUUUCUCAUGAAAUUCCCAGUUUACCUUAUGAAAAGGUUGGUGCUGAUAUCUGUGAGUAUGCAGGGAAAAGUUAUCUAGUAAUAGGCUGUUACUUAACUAAAUGGGUAGACAUAAUUCCUCUAAAAAAUAAAAGUGCAGUGGAAGUUACUAGUAAAUUGAAAUCGAUAUUUGCAACACAUGGAAUACCCAAAACUUUAAUUUGUGAUAACGUACCAUUUAAUAGUUGGAAAAUGAAGAGUUUCGCAAGGGAUUGGGGAUUUGAAAUAAUCACUAGCAGUCCUCGAUAUCCUAAAUCUAAUGGAUUUGCAGAAAAGGUUGGUAUAAAUUUAUCACCAAGUCAAAUGCUAUUAAGUAGGAAUUUAAGAACACGAUUACCAAUUACACAAACAGAAUUGAAACCAACUGUAAAAGAUCAAUAUAGAGAAAAGGUGAGGAGUAAGCAGAAACAGGCUAAAAUCUAUUAUGAUAAGCAUGCAAGGGAAAGACCUGAAUUUAUUCCUGGGGAAAAGGUAAUGUUGAGAUGGGAAAAUAAAUGGGAGCCUGCUAUAGUUUUAAAAAAGCAUUCAACUCCUAGAUCAUAUUGGAUUAGAACAAAAGAUAAUAGGGUAAUUAGACGGAAUAAAUUCCAUUUAAGAAAAACUAAAAAUCAGAAUUUAGUGACAUUAGACUAUUAUGAUCUAUGUAAUGAGAAUGAGGAAAAUAUAAGUAGUGAACAUCCAAAAAUACAUAAUGAUCCUCACCAUCAAAAUAAUAGCAAUAAUAUUAAUCGUGAUUGUGUAUAUAAAACAAGAAGUGGUCGUAAUGUAUAUCGACCAUCCAAAUAUGAUAAUUAUGUAAUGCAUUGA